Messenger RNA from Suncus etruscus (white-toothed pygmy shrew), 2093 nucleotides. RefSeq names its product lamin B1 (gene LMNB1). The record is from RefSeq and is a predicted model, not a curated record. Bases 1 to 1767 code for a protein of 588 amino acids. NCBI's taxonomy places the organism in Eukaryota, Metazoa, Chordata, Mammalia, Eulipotyphla, Soricidae. The transcript has 11 exons.
AUGGCGAGCGCCGCGACCCCCGCGCCGCCGUCCACCCCGCGCGCCCCCCCGGGCGGCCCCGCCACGCCGCUGAGCCCGACGCGCCUGUCGCGGCUGCAGGAGAAGGAGGAGCUGCGCGCGCUCAACGACCGGCUGGCCGUGUACAUCGAGCGGGUGCGCAGCCUGGAGACGGAGAACAGCGCGCUGCAGCUGCGCGCGUCCGAGCGCGACGAGGUGCGCGGCCGCGAGCUCACGGGCCUCAAGGCGCUCUACGAGGCCGAGCUGGCCGACGCGCGCCGCGCCCUGGACGACACGGCCCGCGAGCGCGCGCGCCUGCAGAUCGAGCUGGGCAAGGGCCAGGCCGAGCACGACCAGCUGCUGCUCAGUUAUGCUAAGAAAGAAUCUGAUCUUAAUGGAGCCCAGAUGAAGCUUCGAGAAUAUGAAGCAGCACUGAAUUCUAAGGACGCGGCUUUGGCUACUGCACUUGGUGACAAAAAAAGCCUAGAGGUAGAUGUGGAGGAUCUGAAGGAUCAGGUGGCACAGUUGGAAGCCUCCUUAGCUGCUGCCAAAAAGCAGUUAGCAGAUGAAACUUUGCUUAAAGUGGAUUUGGAGAAUCGCUGUCAGAGUCUUACUGAGGACCUGGAGUUUCGUAAAAGCAUGUAUGAGGAGGAAAUCAAUGAAACCAGAAGAAAGCAUGAGACUCGCUUGGUAGAAGUGGAUUCUGGGCGUCAGAUUGAGUAUGAGUACAAGCUGGCUCAAGCCCUUCAUGAGAUGAGGGAGCAGCAUGAUGCCCAAGUGAAGCUGUACAAGGAGGAGCUGGAACAGACCUACCAUGCCAAACUUGAGAAUGCCAGACUCUCAUCAGAGAUGAAUACUUCUACUGUCAACAGUGCCCGGGAAGAACUGAUGGAAAGCCGGAUGAGAAUUGAGAGUCUUUCCUCUCAGCUUUCUAACCUCCAGAAAGAAUCUAGAGCAUGUUUGGAGAGGAUUCAGGAGUUGGAGGACUUACUUGCUAAAGAGAGAGAUAGCUCUCGACGCAUGCUGACUGACAAGGAGAGAGAGAUGGCGGAAAUCCGGGAUCUGAUGCAGCAGCAGCUGAAUGAUUAUGAGCAGCUUCUUGAUGUGAAGUUAGCACUGGACAUGGAAAUCAGUGCUUACAGGAAACUCUUGGAAGGCGAAGAAGAGAGGCUGAACCUGUCUCCGAGCCCGUCCUCCCGGGUGACCGUGUCCCGAGCGUCCUCCAGCCGCAGCGUUCGGACCACGAGAGGGAAGCGGAAGAGAGUGGAUGUGGAGGAGUCUGAGGCCAGCAGCAGUGUGAGCAUCUCCCAUUCUGCUUCUGCCACUGGGAACGUGUCCAUCGAAGAGAUAGAUGUGGACGGCAAGUUCAUCCGCUUGAAGAAUACUUCUGAACAGGAUCAACCCAUGGGAGGUUGGGAGAUGAUCCGAAAAAUUGGAGACACAUCAGUCAGUUAUAAAUAUACCUCAAGAUAUGUGCUGAAAGCAGGACAGACUGUUACAAUCUGGGCUGCAAAUGCUGGAGUCACAGCCAGUCCUCCCACAGACCUCAUCUGGAAGAACCAGAACUCUUGGGGCACUGGUGAAGAUGUGAAAGUCAUCUUGAGAAAUUCUCAGGGAGAGGAGGUUGCACAAAGAAGUACAGUCUUUAAGACAACCAUACCUGAAGAGGAAGAGGAAGAUGAAGAAGCCGCUGAAGUGCUUGUUGAGGAUGAACUUCUCCUCCAGCAGGGAGCCCCAAGAACAUCCAAUAAAAGCUGUGCAAUUAUGUAAACGUUUCACGUCCACUGUCAUCCUCAACAUAAAAGCAUGGUAAUCCUUACCUACACACAGUGCAGAGCCUUCUCAGAAGCACAGAAUAUUUUUAUAUUUCCUUUAUGUGAAUUUUAAAGCUGCGAAUUGAUGGCCUUAAUUUCCUUUUUUGACACUGAACUUUUUAAAAAGAACAUCAUGUCCAUCCGUUUUGUUGCAAGAUGUGAAUGAUUGACACUGAACUAACUGUACUGUUUGGAAAGGGUCUCAAAUUUUUUUUGAAUUUUUGUAUGUAUUUGUGGUUUUUGUUUUUAAGUUCUUCAAGAGGGAGGGUUGGGGAGGGUCAA